CGAGCUUGUGCGUGACGUCACUUCCGCAAUAAACAUCACCGCUUUACUGAGAACAGUGUGGGGUAAUGACAACAAGAUUAUGUUGACGUUUAAUAGCGUGUGUGGGCAAAUAUAAUUUUACUACGAGGAAUUUUCACAUGUUAGGAGGGUUUUUGGCAUUAUAAUGACGUAAGGCGGCCACUUGGAUAGAAAGGUCGCUCCUUCAGAGCUAAAACUGCCAGUGUUGACGCCUCAGCUGCGUUCAUCUGCUGCCCGGGUGUCUUAUUACAAUCUGAAGAAGGCUAAUGAGUCUGCCUUCUUCCGAAAUGAGCCAGGACGUCCCUAUCCAUAGCUGGCCCGGCUCCUAUUACAUCAACAGUCAGAAGCGGUGGGAAAAUGGCACCCUGUCCCUCACCAGGACCAUGGUGCGCUUUGUCUCUAACCAGAGUAAGGAGAGUCUUGUCAGCUUCCGCCUCUCCAGGAUCAUGGAGAUCAAGAUGGAGUCAUCCAGUUUCAUCUUCAGCUCUCUCACAGUGCUUGAAGAGGGCAAUGUGAAACACUGGUUUAGCUCCCUUAAGCCCAACAGGGUGGUGGUUUAUAAUGUGUUAGAACAUUUCUGGAGAGAACGCCUUCUUUCCCCCAGCUCAGAGGCCAGAGGGGCUGAAUGUCAACCCUCUAAAGGCAGAGAGCUGAUCAACCUGGUGGCAGGGGCCCAGAGAAGACUGGAGGACACCGGCAGAGUUCUCAGCCAUCAGGGAGAGCAGUUUGACAGUAUGAUGCAGGGACUGGAAAAGAUCGACUCUGAUCUUGGCGUGGCUGAUAAACUUUUAUCAGAGCUGGAGUCUCCCUCCUGGUGGCCUUUUGGUAAACUCCCAUGGAAGACUCAGCAGGAAGCCAAAGCUGAAGAUGCUGCAAAAGCUGCAGCCACUGCUGCCACUGCAGCUGGGAAAGGCUCCGCUAGAAAUAAGGUGAUCGCAAGCAUCCCAGCUGUAGUGACCAAAGGCGGGGAUUCAGACUUAAAACCUGGAUGUUUGGUGGUGCUGGUGUCCUCACUGGAGGUGCGAGACACAAACUGCCAACUCCUUCACCGCUUUGAACGAAAUGAAGUUGACGAAAUCAGAGUGCGCAGUCCUUAUGAGAUCACUGUUAGACAGCGGUUCAUUGGGAAGCCAGACGUAUGUUACAGGUUCCUGUCUGCCAGGAUGCCAGAGGCAAUGUCAGUGUUGGAGAUGCAGUACAAAAAGAAGGUGGAGUUCACCAGUGAAUACACUGCUUUCAGGUCAACUCCUGUUUCAUCUCCAUGUGACACAGAGGGGCCGAACUGGAAUGAAGGUUUUCAGCAGAGGUGCCAAGAGACAGAGCUCCCACUGGAGGUCCCAGCAGGAGAUCUGUCCCAGUUGCAGGUGCAUGUCCUCCAGCCAUCUGUCAGUCAGGCUGAGGCCCAGGAACUCAAACAGAUGCUGAUGCAGCUGAAGAACCUCGCCCUGGAGGCAGAGACAGAGCUGGAAAGACAGGAUGAAGUUCUGGACGUCCUGACCAGCUCCACCGACCGAGCCACCAUGCACAUAGAGAAGCACACUUGCCGCAUGAAGAGACUGCUGUAGCUUUGACAGCGCAGUAGACACAAUGCGGUGACGGCGUUUUUCCGAGAAAUGCACUGUAAGCUUCCUCAUUGUCCUCGUGGGAUUGGUACAGAGUAAGAGCACUGGAAUACAGCAGCAGGGACUUGCAUAUUGUCUCAAUGGUUCUUGGGAUUUUUGUUGCAGUUUCUUUUUGAUGGAAUAAUCACAUAAACACAUGGGCUCAACUGUCAGUGAUCUCUGGGAAAGGCAGCAGUGUUUGCUUAACAGUUAAGAUGUUCAACAGAAUCCCUGAAACUGGAACAUAAGGCAUUAUGACUUUAAAGAAGAAAAGAAAUUCUAAAUAGUAAAUGAUGAUUUUCUUUAAGAGAAAUUAUGUGCCUCACAUGUGUUUCAUAGAUUUCUUCAAGUUUGUCUUCCUUUUGUCAUUAUUUCUUUUGAAACAGUUCAGAUAUGUAUGACUGAGAUACUUUUAUCACCAUUUGGUUCAAAAUCUUUUGAGAGAAAGGAAGAAAAAAUGACCAGUAGUUGUUGGUUCAUUACCAAAAUGGGCACCUGAUUGCCACAGAGGAGAAAGAACUGACCCAGCACCAGGUUUGUUGACUGAAAGUAAUGCUUAUGGAUCAGCUCAGCCAGUUUGCUUGUGGCUGUAAGACAGUGAGUGAUCACAUACUUGUGCACUUGUGACUCUGAUCAGUUGUGGCAGUGGGAUUUUGGAUGGGGGGGGUUGGGAUAGCAUGAAACCUCAUUGCAUGUCCCCAGUGAAAUUAGCGAGUCAAAAAAGCAGUGUAAACCUUCCUGGAGCCAGCAGCAAAUAAAAUCACUACUCUAUUUAUCCUCUCCACACACACAAAAAAAUGAAGACUGACUGUAAUAGACUGACAAGUGAAGUUUUCCAGUGUCAUCACAGUAAUAUCUGUGUUUUGAUGAUGUACUGCCACUCUUCUGUGUUAGGGCACGCUCAGGUCCUAGAUGUCACAUAUCCUGUCAAAACGGUUUCCCUGUGGCUUGAUGUUGCAUGUCUCAGUAUUGCUGCUUUGUAUUGCAUCAAGUGAAAAUGUCCUAAUAUAUAGCAGAAGACUAUAAAUGUGCAACUAGGUUCUGGGACUCCAAUAGUCAACACUCGCUCUCUUUUAAUAUCAUACAUUCAAUACUCCAUGUUAAGGUCUACAUCUACUGUAUAUGUCUCACUGAUGACUGAUACUAUUCUAAAUCUGUAUUAUCUGUAAAUGACUGACACAUGUAUUGUAAUUCUGUGAUUUUUAUUGUGGUAUGUUAUCACAGUGAUUUUGCAAUUAGCUGUGAGUUUCACUUGAAAUAUCUUUACCAUGUUUUUAAAACAAUAAUUUCAGUGCUGUAAGGAGGCAUCUUUCUGCUGAUGAUACCAAAUGUAUCCUGACACUGGAUAAAACUCAAUGGUUAGCUCUAAUUAUAAAGGGAAAAACACACCUGCAUCUUUCUUAUAGCAAACGAAUAAAUUAAUAAACAAAUGAACACACCUGGCA
This is a messenger RNA of Scatophagus argus, 3064 nucleotides long. RefSeq names its product synaptosome associated protein 47 (gene snap47). The transcript is spliced from 5 exons. Gene Ontology annotation, cellular component: SNARE complex; plasma membrane. Gene Ontology annotation, molecular function: syntaxin binding; SNAP receptor activity. Lineage: Eukaryota; Metazoa; Chordata; Actinopteri; Scatophagidae. The record is from RefSeq and is a predicted model, not a curated record. Bases 285 to 1583 code for a protein of 432 amino acids. Gene Ontology annotation, biological process: exocytosis; synaptic vesicle fusion to presynaptic active zone membrane; synaptic vesicle priming.